AUGUCGAAAUCAUUGAUUACCACACUUCUCGUUUCCAUUCUACUUUCCAUCGCUCAUGCGUUUGGAGGAAGCACUGUAGGAGGUUUUCUGAGCCAAAGUAGUUGCAACGCAUCCACCUUUAAGUUUUCCGACACAAUCGAUGUUGGCCCUGCUCCUGAGUUUGUCAUCACCGUAACACCCAUUUUGUCUGGUCUCUGUCCCAAUUCGUCUGGCCAAAAGACAAACUCCACUUUGAACUUGAACACAUGCCUCGGAAACAACGACGCCCACCUCCUUUGGCAGAAAAAUGGCAUGUUCCAAACCACCUGCGGUUGUGAGCUCGAAAUCCCUAAUCUAUGCUGUGGCUGUGGUGCGGCAAAUGGAAGCACAGUCCCGAGUGGAAUCUGCAUUAAUCUCGAUCAGGGAGUCGCAGCCGAUAAAGGACAAUUGAAUUGCGAUAAUCUUCCAAGCAAUAAUUAA
Molecule: messenger RNA, 459 nt
Organism: Sclerotinia borealis F-4128
Lineage: Eukaryota; Fungi; Ascomycota; Leotiomycetes; Helotiales; Sclerotiniaceae
Source: the annotation of a GenBank genome assembly